Messenger RNA from Colossoma macropomum (tambaqui), 2227 nucleotides. RefSeq names its product solute carrier family 17 member 7b (gene slc17a7b). Gene Ontology annotation, biological process: synaptic transmission, glutamatergic; regulation of synapse structure or activity; neurotransmitter loading into synaptic vesicle. Gene Ontology annotation, molecular function: L-glutamate transmembrane transporter activity; neurotransmitter transmembrane transporter activity. Gene Ontology annotation, cellular component: excitatory synapse; synaptic vesicle membrane. NCBI's taxonomy places the organism in Eukaryota, Metazoa, Chordata, Actinopteri, Characiformes, Serrasalmidae. Bases 1 to 1749 code for a protein of 582 amino acids. The transcript is spliced from 13 exons. The record is from RefSeq and is a predicted model, not a curated record.
AUGGAGGUGCGGCCGGAGCGCGCGAAGGCAGCGGCGGCUAAAGCGCUCAGAAGAUUGCACGGGAUCAUAGAGAAGCGUCAGGAGAAUGGGGAGACAAUCGAGCUGUCAGCAGAGGGACGUCCCGAGCUGGUGGAGGAGAAGGAGCCCCCGGUGGUGGACUGCACCUGUUUUGGUCUGCCUCGCCGCUACAUCAUCGCCAUCCUCUCAGGCUUGGGCUUCUGUAUCUCCUUUGGCAUCCGCUGCAACCUGGGAGUGGCCGUGGUCAGCAUGGUCAACAACCACACCAUUUACAGAGGAGGCAAGCCCAUCAACGUGAAAGCUCAGUUUCAGUGGGAUCCAGAGACAGUAGGAAUGAUUCAUGGAUCCUUUUUUUGGGGUUACAUCGUUACUCAGAUUCCUGGAGGAUUCAUCUGUCAGAAAUUUGCUGCCAACAGGGUGUUUGGGUUUGCGAUCGUUGCUACAUCAACGUUGAACAUGUUGAUCCCAACAGCAGCACGUAUUCACUACCUGUGUGUGAUUAUAGUGAGAGUGCUACAGGGACUGGUGGAGGGUGUGUCUUACCCAGCAUGCCAUGGGAUCUGGGCCAAAUGGGCUCCGCCCCUGGAGAGAAGCCGAUUGGCUACAACAGCAUUCUGUGGCUCGUAUGCUGGAGCUGUGAUUGCCAUGCCGUUAGCGGGAGUGUUAGUGCAGUACUCCGGCUGGUCCUCAGUCUUUUACGUAUAUGGUAGUUUUGGGAUCUGCUGGUAUAUGUUCUGGAUUCUGGUCUCCUAUGAGAGUCCAGCUGCUCACCCCACCAUCACGCCUGAGGAGAGGAAAUACAUUGAGGAGGCCAUCGGAGAGUCCGCCGGCCUCCUCAACCCACUCACGAAAUUUAACACUCCCUGGAGGAAGUUCUUCACCUCCAUGCCUGUGUAUGCCAUCAUUGUGGCAAACUUCUGCCGGAGCUGGACCUUCUACCUGCUGCUCAUCAGCCAGCCAGCGUACUUUGAGGAAGUGUUCGGCUUUGAGAUUAGCAAGGUGGGUAUCCUCUCCGCUCUCCCCCACCUAGUGAUGACCAUCGUGGUGCCUAUUGGAGGUCAGCUGGCUGACUAUCUGCGCUCUAACAACAUCAUGACCACCACCACUGUCCGCAAGCUCAUGAACUGUGGUGGGUUUGGGCUGGAGGCUACCUUCCUGCUGGUGGUUGGAUUUUCUCACACUAAGGGUGUGGCCAUCUCUUUCCUCGUAUUGGCUGUGGGAUUCAGUGGCUUUGCUAUCUCAGGGUUUAAUGUGAACCAUUUGGAUAUUGCUCCACGCUAUGCCAGCAUCCUGAUGGGCAUCUCUAACGGAGUGGGCACUCUGUCAGGGAUGGUGUGCCCACUGAUCGUAGGUGCCAUGACUAAACAUAAGACUCGGGAGGAGUGGCAGUAUGUGUUUCUCAUUGCUUCCUUGGUUCAUUAUGGCGGUGUUAUCUUCUAUGGUAUUUUUGCAUCUGGAGAGAAGCAGGCAUGGGCGGAGCCGGAAAACACCAGUGAGGAGAAGUGUGGAAUUCUGGGAGAGGACGAGCUAGCGGAUGAAACAGAAGAGCUCUACCGGACUGGGGGUGGUGGCUAUGGAGCCACCAGCCAAGCAGGCGACCCAAAUGGGGCGGGGACUGGAGGAGGUGGGGGUAAAUGGGUCUCUGAUUGGGACAAGACAGAGGAGUACAUCCAGCCAGCCGGGACGAACAGCUACUUGUACGGAGCAGAGGAGGAGAGAGAGCUUACAUAGACAUAGAGAAAAAGAGAGAGAGAGAGAAGAGAGAGAGAGAGAGGGGUGUAAAUCUCUGACCUCACAGAAAUUUAAUUACGAUUCUUUAGGAAACUUUUCACUGCAUCAGUCUCAAAUUGCACCACAAUUCGAUUAGGUUAUUUUGGUAUGAUUCGGACUUAUUUAAAAAAAAUCACUUAACCUACAAAUAUAACUGAAAGAACCAUUUACACGGUAGUGGAAUAUAGAUAACACCAGUGAUACACCACGCCUUUUAUUGUUUUGGGUUUUUACUCUUGAAAGUAGCCAGAGAAAGGUAAAGUGAAGAAACCCCAUUUACUGUGGUCAUUUUUAACACAGUGAAAGUUCCUUACUUUACCUUUUUUUAAAUUUCUAUAAAGCAUUUAUUUACUUAUUCUGCCAGCCGUUUUGUGAUGGUUCCUAACUCUAAAGUGAAUACAGGAGUAACCACGGUAAUAGAAUGAGUUUAGGCUUAAUC